CAGUUUGAAAUUUAAACCGUUUCAGUGUGACAGUGCGGAGACUGAACUUCGACAUCUUCGGUCGGAUAGUGUCCUUUCCGAGACGUUAACGUUCUUGUAUGGCUCUUGUAUAAGAUAGCGUUGGGUUUUUCGGUUCAGGGAGGAGCCAGCGUUGGAUUCCGGGGACAUUUGUUCGUAUUAUAAAAGAGAGAGAACCUGCAAGCUGCUGCCAUGAGUGUUGUACAGUCAUCUGUGCAUUCUUUCUUGAGGAUGUUUGAGGACAAAACACAAGAUUUCAUCCAUGACAUUGAGAAUGUCCACAUGGUUUGGCUUGAGGAGAUCCAACAAGCGGCUAACAUCAUGUUCUCAAGGGAUUUUAAUUCUGAACCAGAGUUAAUGCCCAAAACACCAUCACAAAAGAAGAAUACUCGCAGGAAGCGUGUGUCUGUUGGCCGGCAGGAAGAAGGUCAAGUCAGGCGAAGGUUCUCCAAGGGCAGGCGUAGUAAUCUUCGCGGGUCCUCUGUCACACCAUUGGACAUCGUUGUUGAAGAAGCUAAUGCUUCUGCAGCCAAAAGAAGCACCAGCACACGGCCAAAUCGUACUACUCGCACAAAAAAACAAACCAAGGUGGAGAUUGCAGAGGAUGAGCAACUGCUGCCUCAUGUAAGCUAUGACAGCAUAGAUGAAUGUAAUAAAAAGGCAGAGCUAGUUGAGGAUGAGGCCGUGCAUAAUAAUUGCGAGGUGGACAGCACAAACAUCCAGCCGGAUGUGCCAUGUGACGCAAGACAGUCUGAAAUUAAGAUACCGUCACCUGGUGUUGUCGUCAGCAUCCCUGCAUCGGAACGUUUAUCAGCUGAGCAAGCAACCAAACCCCAGCUCACGCAGUCUCCUGGACGCACCGCUGCUAAAAUUGCGAUAGCUGGCAACAGCAGAAGCUCGCGGCGGAGCUCUGUGAAAUGUUCUCUCAAGGUGCGUCACUCCCUGAGCAGUUUGCGUCACAGUAUGACGCGGGAGUCUCUGCGCCGUGCCUCGCGGAAAUCGAUGCUGAAGAAGAAUGCGACUCGCAAAGACAACUCAUCAUAUAGCAGCAACAUUGACGCUGCUUCUUCCUGUGAGUCCAUGGAAGAGAUGGAUGAAGUCGCAUCAGAAGCGGUAACUGCAAAUCCAGAAGUUGCUGUGACUGGUGGUUCAGAUGAUUCUCCUCAGACACAGACUGCCAAGAGUGGGCAGCCAUCCUUGGCACGUGUCACUCGUUCUGUGGCAGCAAACUCCCCUAAACUGGCCCCACCUUCACUGUUUACCCCUGAGAGGAACUAUCUGCAAAAGAGAACAAUGUUCACUGAUACACAACAGACUCUGCAGGCUAGUCAGAGGUCAACUAAGAACAUCAAGCGACAAGCAGCUGAAACUACGGCGGAAAGCCCUGUUAAGAGGUGCACUCCUCCCAAGAGGAGUCGGAGUGCAGUGAGACCAAAUAUGAAAUCAUUUCUUCACACUGUGCAGAAGAAUCAAAUGCUGAUGAUGAGUCAAAGUUCUUUCAACCGUAAUUCUGUAAUGAAGUCCUUCAUUAAAACUACCACUCCUCUGAAGAUUGAUCCUAAGAUGAACAUGAAUAUAGUGGCUAAAGAGCUCCAAAAACUUGAAGCACUUAAAAAGAAGCAGGAACAGGAAGAGGAGCGAAUGAGGAAGAUGGAGGAGGAGAAGAAAAAGAAACAAGAGGAAUUGAAAAGGAAGAGGGACGAGAGGCUAAGAAAGGUGUACGAGGCCAAAGUGAAAGAAGAGCAGAGGGAAGAAGAAAAGAAGAAGAAGAUUGAGCAAAAAAUGGCUCACAUUGAUGAAAAAAAUGAUAAGCGUCAGGCGGCAGAGAUGGCUAAAAAACGAAUUGCCAUUAAACGUCAGGAAGAUCUUGAACAGAAACGAAAGCUGGAGGAAGAAACUAAAAGGAAGAAGAAUCAACAAGCAGAAAGGUGUCCUGUUUGUUGCCGAAUUCGCCCAUGCGCCUGUGUUUUUCAACCUAAGGAGGAGGAGAAGCGUCAACAAGAGUUUCUGGCUAGGAAGGCCACGGAGGAAGAAUUAAAAGCUAAGAAGCUGGCAGAAGCUCGCAGAGCCUUGGAGCUCAAGAGGGAGCAGGAGCGUGAGAGAGAGCUGGAGAGAGAACGCGUAGCUGCUGCUGAAAGCGAGCGAGUUGAAAAAGAGAAGGCUCUCGCUCUGCAACGGGAACUGGCGAGAGCAGCUAGAGAGAAGGAGAGACUGGAUUUGGAGGAGAAAAGACAAAAGGAGGAGCAGCAGAGGUUAGCUGCAGAGGAGAAGGCUGCUAAAGACAAAGAGGCUGCUGCUAAACAAGUUGCCAAUGCAAAGACUGCUGCUGCCCUCAAUGUGACUGUGGAAAUUGAGCGAUCUGUGAUGAGCACACCUGCAGCAAAAGGCAGCAGCCUCAACAUCACUGUGGAUAUUGAGAAAUCACCACAGUCAUACUCUAUCACUCCUAAUGGUGGCAGCAAAACUUUAACUCUGACCAACAAUCUAGAGAACUACGGAAUGGACCAAAACAGUGAUGAUUCUACAGAUGACGAGUCUGAUCCGAGAAAGCCCAUUCCAUCUUGGGCUGAAGGCCCCAAGCUACAGCAGAUCAUUAUGAAGCAGUACUUCAAUCCUCCUGACUUGGACUCUUUCUUUGGACCAAUCGAGCCACCAAAACUGGAGAACCUGUUUUACAAGAGCAAACCACGCUACUUUAAACGCACCAGCUCUGCUGUUUGGCACUCCCCCCCUAAUGUAAAUAAACACUGAUGUAGUAAAACUGUACACAGUUUUUUCUAUUUGAAAUUCUUUCCAAUAAAAGUUUUUCUGUUUUUAUAAUAAUACAUUUGUGUUGAAUGUUGCAGAAUGUAUUAAAAAAAUUUCAACUAUUGACACUUA
This is a messenger RNA of Phyllopteryx taeniolatus (common seadragon), 2898 nucleotides long. It is a transcript of the gene incenp, whose product is annotated as inner centromere protein. Lineage: Eukaryota; Metazoa; Chordata; Actinopteri; Syngnathiformes; Syngnathidae. Bases 211 to 2769 code for a protein of 852 amino acids. Gene Ontology annotation, molecular function: protein serine/threonine kinase activator activity. Gene Ontology annotation, biological process: positive regulation of protein serine/threonine kinase activity; mitotic cytokinesis; metaphase chromosome alignment. The transcript is spliced from 21 exons. The record is from RefSeq and is a predicted model, not a curated record. Gene Ontology annotation, cellular component: nucleus; meiotic spindle midzone; midbody.